AGGUCUCUUUACAGCUUCGUGGAGCAAUGAGGCCAUUGUGGAGGGGCUGGGGGCCGGCAGGGCUGGACAUCCUCCCUCUCCCCACCUUCAUGCAAUAUUUUCUCCUCGUCCCUCUCCCCUCAGUGCCCCCCCAACACGUGGCAGGGGCUGGCCCCAUGCCUCCCCGAGCAAGGGCAGGUUAAUACCUCAGGGCCAAGGCUCUCGCUUGCCACUCUGCAUCCCGGCUCCAGCUCCUCCGCAGCCAUGGACAGGAUUUUCUCCGCCUUGCUGCUCUCUUUGCUGCUCCUCCUGCAGAGCUACAGAGUUUGGGGGGCACCUCCGCAGCCCAGAGGCACGCUGUGUAGAACCAAACCCACUGACCUGGUGUUCGUCAUCGACAGCUCUCGAAGUGUGCGCCCACACGAGUUUGAGAAAGUCAAAGUCUUCAUGUCGCGGGUGAUCGAGGGGUUGGACGUGGGCCCCAACUCCACGCGGGUGGGUGUGAUCAAUUAUGCCAGUGCUGUCAAGAACGAGUUCUCCCUCAAGACCCACCAAACCAAAGCGGGGCUCCUGCAAGCAGUCCAGAAGAUAGAGCCACUCUCCACUGGGACCAUGACCGGCCUGGCCAUCCAGUUUGCAAUUAGCCGGGUUUUUAAUGACUCAGAAGGGGCCAGGGUGAGGUCUCCCAACUUUAAUAAGGUGGCGAUCGUUGUGACCGACGGACGUCCCCAGGACGGAGUGCAGGAUGUGUCAGCCAGGGCCAGAGCGGCCGGCAUCGAGAUCUUUGCCAUCGGGGUUGGCCGGGUGGAUAUGCACACGCUGCGGCAAAUGGCCAGCCAGCCCCUGGACGAGCACGUGGACUACGUGGAGAGCUACAGCGUCAUAGAGAAGCUGACCCACAAGUUCCAAGAAGCUUUCUGCGUGGUGUCGGACCUGUGUGCCACUGGAGACCACGACUGCGAGCAGAUCUGCAUCAGCACCCCGGGAGCGUACAAGUGUGCUUGCAAAGAGGGUUUCACGCUGAACAACGAUGGCAAGACCUGCAGCGCCUGCAGCGGUGGGUCAGGAUCUGCCCUGGAUCUUGUUUUCCUGAUCGAUGGCUCCAAGAGUGUGCGGCCCGAGAACUUUGAGCUGGUGAAGAAAUUCAUUAACCAAAUAGUGGACUCCCUAGAGGUGUCAGAGAAACAGGCCCAGGUUGGCCUGGUUCAGUACUCCAGUUCUGUCAGACAAGAGUUUCCACUGGGGCAGUUCAAGAACAAGAAGGACAUCAAAGCAGCAGUCAAGAAGAUGGCCUACAUGGAGAAAGGAACCAUGACAGGCCAGGCUCUGAAGUACCUCAUUGACAAUUCCUUUGCUGUUAUCAAUGGAGCUAGGCCUGGGGUGCCCAAGGUGGGCAUUGUCUUCACUGAUGGACGGUCACAAGAUUACAUCACUGACGCCGCGAAGAAAGCCAAAGACUUAGGUUUUAGGAUGUUUGCUGUGGGUGUCGGCAACGCAGUCGAGGAUGAGCUGAGGGAAAUCGCUUCAGAACCGGUAGCAGAGCACUACUUCUACACGGCUGACUUCAGGACCAUCAGCAAGAUCGGGAAGAAGCUGCAGAUGAAAAUCUGCAUCGAGGAAGAUCCAUGUGAAUGUAAAUCUAUCGUGAACUUCCAGACAAAAGUAGAAGACCUCAUAAAUUCACUGCAGCAGAAACUGGAAGCUGUGGCAAAAAGGAUCGAAGCCCUGGAGAACAAGAUCAUCUAAGACCCGAAAACAAAAUGAUUUCCCUCGCUACCGUAACCAAACUAGAACUCCUUCACUGGUAACAGAGGGCGGCUCGGUCACAGUGCUAUGGCCAGCUUGCAUUUUUAUUGAGUCUAGUCUACCUGCAUUUGUUUAAAAGGGAAGAAGUAUAACAGUAGAGCAGACAUUGUAUAAUGGGCAGAGCACUGUGUGUGACUGAGACUAUGCUAAUGUUUGUUGCAUCGUAUAGAGUGCAUAUAUUAAAAAAAACCUGAAAUAUUUGUUUUUGAUUUAAAGCUUAAUAUAUAUAUGUUAAUAAGUACUUGAUUAUGAGUUCUGUGAAUCCUCACUGUAUUCUUCUGCAUCUUUUGUUUCUAUGCACGAGAUAAUUUAAUUUAAAAGUCACAGUGACUUAAAAUCAACUCAGAUGCUGAGUGUAAAACGUCAAAGCAGCCGAUAGCUUAUUAUUGUAAGCAUGACGCAUUUGUCAGUAAGUAGGUGAAAUAUAGUAAUGAUCUCUUGAGCGUGCAGUGCAGGCGACAUAGGAUAGGAUGCUGCUGCUAGCUGGGUUUAUCUAUAGCUGCUGUACAGUAUAAAAAGGGAAAAGCUCAGCUUUCCUAGCCAGUGAACGCUCUCACAACGUCUCGGUGAACAGCGCCUGAGCUAGACCCGCUCUGGGUAAGUCCUGACAACGUGCAACGAGCCGGCAGCCGUGCUCCGUACAGCGCGAGGCUGUGACCACCAGCCCCGGGAGAUGUGCUCCUGCUCCUCAGCUCUCCACGUCCUCAACCCAACCCACAAAACAUCUUUAGAACCUCAAAUACAUGGAACUGCUGCUGGAGCUGCCACAGAUGGAAGCGGUGCCUCCAUCACCACCAUGACCAGGGCUCACCGGCUCCUUCCUCAUCCCACACCUCGAAGCACCUUCAAAGCCAGAAAGCUCAUCUCAGCACCUUCAGGACUCUUCUGCUGUUGCUGGAUUCCCAGCACCGGCAAGACAAAGCACGAGGCGGGCUGGGAGCGCCCCACGCUGCCUGGCCCCACAGCUGGAGCUGGAGCCGAGGCCGCGUCCAUCGCGGCACCACGCGCACCCUUGGACGGGAGCACAGGGGCUCCAGUCUGCAGGGGCUUCUUAUUGUCAGGUUUUUUUGUAUCAAAAUAUUUAUACUUGAGACUAUGUGAAAAGCUUUUCAGAAUAACUUGGCCUAUUCAGAAAUGUCACCAUAGCAGAUGUGUUUCGGGUGAAUAUUAAAAGUGUGCUGAAAAUUUUAAAA
Molecule: messenger RNA, 2978 nt
Organism: Columba livia (rock pigeon)
Lineage: Eukaryota; Metazoa; Chordata; Aves; Columbiformes; Columbidae
Gene: MATN1
Product: matrilin 1
Exons: 8
Coding region: 244-1725 (493 amino acids)
Molecular function (GO): calcium ion binding
Source: RefSeq, a predicted model, not a curated record